UUCGUUUCAGUUUGCGCCGCGGGAUAGGCAGAAGUAUUAGAGGCGGCGGCAGCACCGGUCGCGCCGCCUAUUUAUACUCUACGCCAUUCGCGAACUAAAGUUAUAAAUAGUUGUCUAUUUUCAUUGCAGUUCUUGUGUUUUGUGUGUGGAAUAUGAUUUUGAAUUGGUAUGACAGAGUAUCAAGAAACCGUCAUAUUCUUUUCCAAAAAAACAGAACUUUUUAACAGAAAUCAAUGAAUAAAUGAAACGCAUUUAAAUAAUUAAUAUUAAUUAAAAAACAAUCGAAAAUAAAUGGCAUUUCGACGAAAAACAGUUUGACAGUUCAAGUGUUAGUGCGAAAGAGAUAGAUUUAUAUCGAGUGUGGCUGAGAGACAAGGAGGGAAGAUGUCGCUGGUAGCGCCUAGAAGGGUCCAACUUGAUUGGGCGCCUUCCAUAAUACCAUGGGAACAGGAGCCGACGUGUGAGCGAGAGACAUCGUUCAAGAAGGAGGCACCGCAACAAUCUAAUAGGACAGAAUCGUCGACAUCAUCAGCGGACACCGCGUCCCAAGGAUCUGGGUCGGCUGCACCCGCACAGAAGGCACGACGACAUGAACCACAGAGGGAAGAGCGUCGCCAGGAAGCGGCUAGUGCCCCGCGAAUCCAACCAAACCCAUUAUUGAGGUCUCGUACCCUCCCGAACUUCGGCGGUCGUCAGUCGCGCGAGGCGUCCAGGUGCGACACCUCGCGGCGCGCGCACCACAUCACCAUGGCGUCCGAGGACCUGCUGCAGCCGGGGCACGUUGUCAAGGAACGAUGGAAGGUGGUAAAGAAGAUCGGCGGCGGUGGUUUCGGCGAGAUAUACGAAGGCUUGGACCUGGUGACGCAGGAGCAGGUGGCGCUGAAGGUGGAGUCGGCGAGGCAGCCCAAACAGGUGCUCAAGAUGGAGGUCGCUGUGUUGAAGAAAUUGCAAGGCAAGGAGCACGUGUGCCGCUUCAUAGGCUGCGGCCGCAACGCUCGCUUCAACUACGUCGUGAUGCAGCUGCAGGGGCGCAACCUCGCCGAGCUACGCAGGGCGCAGCCGCGGGGGGCGUUCUCACUCUCUACUACGCUUAGACUGGGAUUACAAAUACUCAAAGCUAUAGACUCUAUACACUCCGUGGGAUUCCUACACAGAGACAUUAAACCUAGUAAUUUCAGCAUAGGCCGUCACCCGUCGAACUGCCGCAAGGUGUACAUGCUGGACUUCGGGCUGGCGCGCCAGUACACCACCAGCAACGGACAGGUGCGCCCGCCGCGCGCCGCCGCCGGGUUCAGAGGAACCGUCCGCUACGCGUCAAUAAACGCGCAUAAAAACAAAGAGAUGGGCAGACACGACGAUCUAUGGUCGCUGUUCUACAUGCUCGUAGAAUUUGUCAAUGGACAGCUGCCUUGGAGAAAGAUUAAGGAUAAAGAACAGGUCGGUUUAAUGAAAGAGAAGUACGACCACCGCCUCCUACUGAAGCACUUACCAUCAGAACUGCGCCAGUUUUUGGAACACGUGCAGCAAUUGGAGUACGCCGACUCGCCGGACUACGCCAUGCUGACGUCACUGCUCGAACGGUGCUGCAAGCGGCGCGGGAUCCGGGAUACAGACCCUUAUGAUUGGGAGAAGGAUGCGGUGUCGGUGUCCCGCACCCGCGCGGCGGUGCACGCGGCCCCCGACCACACCACGCCGCACGACGCGCAGCUCGACAUCACGCGGCGUCGCGUAGAAACCGAAGCUACCACAGCCGUGGCGACGGAGACCGGCACCCCCCAUAACAAGGACAAGUUGCCGGACAAGCGCCCCCACCCCGCCUCGCCGCGACACCAGCCCCACCAUCUUAAUGGAUACUCGACGACGGACAAGCCCACAACAACGGAUAAGGAGGCGGAGCCUAGAACUACACCGGCGCCCUCUCCCGACAGACAUGCCAAGCAACAAGAGACGUCGACGUCAGCGGUGACGGGUACGACGACGCGGCCCGAGCGACAGAGCGUGCCGCCCUGUAAACCCAGGCCGCCGGCUCCGGGUGGAGGCCCGACCCUGGCCCGUCUCCGAGUGGUGACGGCCCCGCCUACCUGUGUACAGGAACUCGCCGCGGCAUCGCCUGCUACUCCCGGUGAAGCCGUGAGUCCUAGAAUAAUUGCGGCCGACGUGGACAGCGUACACUCUGACACGCAUUUCAAGAGAGGAGCGCGUCGUACAGCCCGCGCCCGCGCCGACCAAAGUUACACGCAGUUCGCAGUCAUGGACGAUGAAAACGUUUCCGCUUUGCAACAGGUCACAAAAGGCGGAGCCCUAACUCUGGUGUCUCUAUGGAAGUCCCAGUUCGAUGACUCCGAGGAGACCACAGACAACGAAUGGAAACAGGAACAGUUGCAGUCCCCGGAGCGCGCGCGCACGUCGGGCGUGUCGUCGUGUUCCCACCGACAGCCCACGCAGCCCAGCACCCACUCCACACUACACACCGUGCAGCAUCUGCUCGUGCACCAGGCUGCUCAACAGACGGAAAAGACCUCCCCCCCCGGCCCAGUCGCGCCCCCAGCCCCAGUAACCCCCGCGCCCCCGGCACCCCCACAAGCGCGCCCCCCGGAGCCUACAAGACAGAACAGCGAGCCCUCACGACGUCCCACGGAGAAUAGGAAGAAAGUACACUGUCUGUACAUACCGGGUAUAGACGCCUAUCCGAAGUUGCAGCCUAGUUUGCCGCGAUGUUGGUCGUUGCCUGCUAUUGGCUGCCGCGUCCGCUCGCUGCGCGCGCCGCUGCUGCAACAAGCGUCGUUCGACGGCAGCGCGGGCUCCGUGCGCUACCGGCUCGACGUCAUGCGCGGCGUGGCGGCGCGAGACCACGACGCCAUAGACGUCGCACCGCCGGCGCCGCAGAGGGCGCUCAGUGCGCCUAGCCUAUCCAGUUCAUCAAGCAGCGCCGUACCUCCGAAGCCGGCCCCCGAGGCCGAGGGUCCGACCGUGUCCAGCAGACUGGAGAUCAGGGUCCGGCCGCCGGACUCCACCUCGCCCGGCCACUCCGUGAAGAUUCAGUCUGUAGUGAGCGGAGAGACGCGGCCGAACCACGACGAGGCUUCCGUCUACUACGACGCCACGGAGCAUCAUCGGGACAAACGGUCAUCGACACGGAGCGGGGAGAAGAGUCAGAGUCCAGCUGUGGAGAGGACACGGUUAGACGCUAUACCGGACAGGAGUAUAAUGGCAAUUUAUAAGAAAGAAGCUUCAAGCGCUGCCGGAGACGGAUCGCAGAGUUUAAGAGAUCGGUCGUCGGGCAGUGCGUCGACGUCCCGCAUCCCGGUGGCGUGCGGCGCGGAGCAGCGCCUGGCCAAGUGCGCCAGCUGGAGCGGGGACGGGCCGCUGCAGCCCGACGUCGCGGACCUCACGCCCGCGCUGCGGCGGCGCCGGCAGAAUGCAAACGAUAAGUACGCCGUAGACCCGGCCCGGGAAUUGAACCUACGGUUCGCGAGGCCGCGACACCGACAGCCGCCGCACCAUCAUUCUAGAGCGGCCCCCGGCAGCCGCAGCGCGUCCCGCGGCGUGCCGGCCGUGCUGCUGUCGUCGCCGCCCGCGUCCGCCGGCUCCUCGUCGUCCGGCUCGCCCCCGCCCCCGCCCCCGCGCCCGCCGCGCCCCCCGCCGGCCCGCGGCGCGCCCCCACCGCACAACGCGGCCCGCGCGCGACGCUUCCGACCGCUCUCCAUCGCGCCCUAACUCAUAUCAUGACACCUACUACAUAUAUAUAUGUUCUACACUGCACUUGUAUCAAUGUAUGGCCACCAGAUGGCGCUAUGUAUCAAGAUAUGUUUAGUCCAAUUACAACAGUUCAAAAAUGUUAAUGGUAAAAGAGCGUACUCCUUUUUAAAAGGCCGGCAACGCAUCUGUGACUCCUCUGGUGUUGCGGGUGUCCAUUGGCAAGUGACUCGUUUGCUCGUUUGCCACCUAUUCCAUAAAUAAAAUGUUGAGUGUCCAAUCGUGUGCUAGCUAAUUUCUUAUUGGACGAAGAACAGGUUCAUAUUAGCGCUGUCUUGUGGGCUAAAAUACGAUAGGCCCAAUUGCAAGCAUGUUGUCGUGUCUUAAGCUUAAUGCCGUGAUAAUACGACGGCGUAUUCAUACGCUUGUAAAGACUAAUUAUUAUGUUAUCGGUAUGCCAACGUGACGAUACGAUAAAGACUAAUUAUUAUGUUAUCGGCUUACUCACGUAACUGUUUGACGAGGAACUCGACUAGUUUCAAGCCAUGCUAGAGGCUCAUAUUCACUUAUAAAAAAUACGUGUUUAAUGUUUUAAAAUAAUCUACAAGACAGACAUUGAAAUAAAAAUUAGUCGUCUACCGUAUUGUAAUGAUUUUAUUUCAUAUUCAUGCAUACAAUCUUGAAAAAUGUUGGGUAAAAUAAAAAAAAUACUGUCAUCGUAAAAUGGACCCUAUAAACAAAAGUGCAUGUGUAGAAAUAUGUUCGUUAUUACAUAUAAGAUCGUAUAGCCUAUAAGGGCGAUUAUUGCAUUUCUUCAAUCACGCCUUACAAAAAUUGAAAUUGAGUCUUGUAUUUUAAUUUUUUAUAUAAUUAAUGCGAAAAAGAAAUUAUGUUUUAUUUUGUACAUAUUGGAUUGAGCGUAGAUAUUAUGUGGAUUUACUUCUACUACUUAUUCUUUAACUAUCGUACUCUGACGUCAUUCACACGCUCGCAUCGCACGCAUCGCACGCAUUCCGUAUGACGUCAUCAGUACGCAUCGCAUGUAGACAUUGCCGAUGAUGCGGUCCGUACGAUGCGGAUCAGUGGACGCAGUUGUAUGAGUUUCUAUACAAGACAAACUAAAAUCCGUUGCGUGCGAUGCGUACGAUGCGGGCCAAUAAUGGUUACUCAACCCAGUCCUUAGCAAUUGUUUUCGAAAUAAAUUCGUUACUAAGGAAUAGUUUAAGUAAUCAUUAAAUGUCUCUGAGUGCGGCUGUUAGCUAGUUGUGUUAACUUUUGGUAUCUUUUUAAAAAGAAAGAAAGAAAGAUCUUUUAUCUUUUUAUGCAGCUCAUUGUGAAAAUAUGUCGUAUAAUUUAGCAAGUACCAAUGUGACUUUUUCCGAGUUAUAUGUACUUUCUAAGAUUGUUUAGACACCACUGACAAACGGUGAAGGAAAACAUUUUUUUUAAGCUGUGUCACUCAAGUAUGUGAAAGAGAUACCAAUAAUUUAACUCAACAUGGCUUUAAUAACCAAAAUGUCUAUUAUGCUAAAUGUAACUUUAAUUCCAUAUAUUUAAAGUUCAAUUUACAUUGAGAUCACUUUAUUAAAAUGCCAAGCGAUAAUAGACUUUAUGUAAUGGAGUUAAGUCACAUUUAGUCAUGUAGUCGUUUUGGUUAGUAUUGUAAAUUAUUUUCUUUUGUAUAAAUACCUACUUUAUUGUGUAUUGAAUAGGGGUGAAAGUUA
Molecule: messenger RNA, 5420 nt
Organism: Spodoptera frugiperda (fall armyworm)
Lineage: Eukaryota; Metazoa; Arthropoda; Insecta; Lepidoptera; Noctuidae
Gene: Asator
Product: tau-tubulin kinase homolog Asator
Biological process (GO): peptidyl-serine phosphorylation; signal transduction
Cellular component (GO): nucleus; cytoplasm
Molecular function (GO): protein serine/threonine kinase activity; ATP binding
Source: RefSeq, a predicted model, not a curated record